This is a messenger RNA of Suncus etruscus (white-toothed pygmy shrew), 462 nucleotides long. RefSeq names its product epithelial mitogen (gene EPGN). The record is from RefSeq and is a predicted model, not a curated record. Bases 1 to 462 code for a protein of 153 amino acids. Gene Ontology annotation, biological process: epidermal growth factor receptor signaling pathway; positive regulation of cell population proliferation; positive regulation of mitotic nuclear division. The transcript has 5 exons. Lineage: Eukaryota; Metazoa; Chordata; Mammalia; Eulipotyphla; Soricidae.
AUGGCUUUUGGAGUUCCGAUAUCAGUCUACAUUUUAGUCAAUGCAAUGACAGCAUUGGCGGAAGAGACAGCUGUGACUAUAACACCCCAAAUCACAGCUCUGCAAAGUAAUUGGACACUUAACACAACAGAAGCUGAUUAUAUAGAUGGAAACUUAGCCUUGAAUUUCUCACAUCCUUGCCUGGAAGACCAUAAUAGUUACUGCAUCAAUGGUGCUUGUGCAUUUCACCAUGAGCUGGAAAAAGCCAUCUGCAGGUGUUUUACUGGUUAUACUGGAGAAAGAUGUGAGCACUUGACUUUAACUUCACAAGCCAUGGAUACUUAUGAAAAAUAUAUAUCAAUUGGGAUUGGCAUUGGAUUAUUAUUCAGUGUAUUUUUUGUUACUUUGUACUGCCACCUAAAAAACAGGUGUUUAAAAUCAAAAUCACCUUACAACAUCUGUUCUGGAGGAAGAUCUCUGUGA